This is a messenger RNA of Trichophyton rubrum CBS 118892, 1915 nucleotides long. RefSeq names its product tRNA(Thr) (cytosine(32)-N(3))-methyltransferase. The record is from RefSeq and is a predicted model, not a curated record. Gene Ontology annotation, molecular function: tRNA (cytidine-N3)-methyltransferase activity. The coding region runs from base 1 to 1146 and encodes 381 amino acids. Lineage: Eukaryota; Fungi; Ascomycota; Eurotiomycetes; Onygenales; Arthrodermataceae. The transcript has a single exon.
AUGACGGAACAAAAUACCUCAGCGUACGCGGACUGCAAGGAUUAUGUGGCAGUUGCCCAGCUCGUCGAGCCUGUGCACGUCCCAGCGCAUCGGUCUCACGACCCCGCCAACAAUCAGAAACGAACAGAUCCAUUUCAGUUCGGCUCACGGUUUCUUGAAGAAGGCGAUGAUGUCUUUGAAUUCAAUGCCUGGGAUCAUGUAGAGGCUGAUCCAGAGUACUACGAAUAUGCCGAAUUACAAUAUGCAAGACAGCGAGCCUCCCCAGUUUCCGACUUUGACCGCCACCGGUUCAAUUCCCAACCAGCAAAGUGGUGGAAUUUAUUCUACAAAAAUAAUACUGGGAACUUCUUCAAGAAUCGCAAGUGGUUGAAGCAGGAAUUUCCAAUUCUGGGGGAAGUGACGGCGGCAGAUGCAGGCCCAAAGGUUGUGCUUGAAGUCGGAGCCGGCGCUGGCAACACAGCUUUCCCUGUAUUAUCGAAUAACGAAAAUGAACAACUAAUGGUUCACGCCUGCGACUACUCUAAAACUGCAGUGGAGGUUAUGCGAAAGAGUGAAAAUUAUAAUGAGAAAAAUAUGCGAGCUGAUGUUUGGGAUGUUACGGCAACAGGUGAAGAUUCUCUUCCACCAGGCUUAGGAAAGGAGUCCGUGGAUGUUGUCGUGAUGGUUUUCAUUUUUUCUGCUCUUGCUCCAGAAGAGUGGAAUAACGCAGUAUCGAAUAUAUACCAGGUUUUGAAGCCCGGAGGCUAUGUGCUUUUCCGCGACUAUGGAAAGGGUGACCUUGCACAGGUGCGGUUUAAAAAGGGACGGUGGAUGGGAGAGAACUUUUAUGUUCGAGGGGAUGGCACGAGAGUAUAUUUCUUUGAAAAAGAGGAAGUAUCCCAUAUAUGGGGCAAAUGGACACCCCAAAGAGGCAUACCUGAGUUCAAAAAGGAUGACGAAAGCACAACAGCCGAUGAACAAAGCUCGCCCGAUUCUGGAUUUGAAAUUCUUAACAUGGACCUUGAUCGCAGAUUAAUUGUCAACCGUCAACGAAAGCUGAAGAUGCAUCGAUGCUGGCUACAAGGGCGGUUCAGAAAACGAAUACCGUCCCUGGCUUCAAAGGAGGCCCCUUCAACGCUCGAUCAGCCAAGCGAAUUCAAAAAUUAAAACUCUCAACAGAAAAGACAUACUAUGUUUAGCACCUAUUUUGUCUCUGGUCUGUCCUCCACAAUGGCACUUUGCAUUGUUAACGAGCACGCCAUUGCAAGGACCUGUGCGUUCAGAUUGAUGCUGAAAAUACGAUGGCGGUUAGACCGUUCGAUGCUACUGUCCUCCGUGCAUAUGCAGGCUCUCCUUUCGCUCCACACUGGUUGACAUCUACCCUCGCUGUGCCUUGGAAGUCCCGCCGUCUAAUAAUACUCACGCCACACAGACCCUGGCCAUUUCAACGUCUCAACCUUCCGGAUAGAAUAGACACCGCGAUGCCAUAUUCAUAGAAAUGCGGAACAAUCGAACACACGUCUUACCCGAUCAAUAACUUCAAUUGGUAAUAGGUAGUUAACUCCUCAGGUUUGCAACAUAAUAGUAUGCCACUUGCUCUUGUGUCCUUCAAAUCAAACAUAAGGGCCCUUGAUGCACCAGCCAAUCGCCACUCUGCAGAGCGAAAGCUUGAGUAACAUCCCAUCUCCACCGAGCCAAUACUACCGAGUGCAACCUCUCCCCAUCCCGCGCAGAUUUGCCCUUAUUUCAUGAGGUUGGGUCUUUCCCGCUCCUGAAAUUACAUGAUAGUGGCCAGCAUGCUUUCUCGGCGAUAAUACCGGAGUAUCUCCUUUCGGGCGACUCUUUCCAGCUGCAGCUAUGGAGGUCUUGGGCAGCUCCAAGGCCCAUAGUACGGCACCGAGGGUAGGAGGAGAAAUCGCGUCUACGUCUUGGGUGG